Messenger RNA from Peromyscus maniculatus bairdii (prairie deer mouse), 2596 nucleotides. The record is from RefSeq and is a predicted model, not a curated record. NCBI's taxonomy places the organism in Eukaryota, Metazoa, Chordata, Mammalia, Rodentia, Cricetidae.
AUGGAACAAUUUCAUUUCUGCAAGUAUCUAAGUGGUGAUGGCAUUUGUGCUGUGGUACAGGAUUAUCAUGGACAUAAAAUCUGUGAUCCUUAUGCUUGGCUUGAAGACCCAGACAGUGAGCAGACAAAGGCUUUCGUGGAGGCCCAGAACAAGAUCACAGUGCCGUUUCUCGAGCAGUGUCCGAUCAGAGGCUUGUACAAGGAGAGGAUGACUGAGCUGUACGACUACCCCAAGUACAGCUGCCACUUCAAGAAGGGAAAGCGGUAUUUUUAUUUUUACAAUACAGGUUUGCAGAACCAGCGUGUACUGUAUGUGCAAGACUCCCUAGAGGGGGAAGCCAGGGUGUUCCUCGACCCCAACACCCUGUCGGAUGACGGCACAGUAGCUCUCCGAGGUUAUGCCUUCAGUGAAGACGGUGAAUAUUUUGCCUAUGGGCUGAGUGCCAGUGGCUCAGACUGGGUGACGAUCAAGUUCAUGAAAGUCGAUGGUGCCAAGGAGCUUCCCGAUGUGCUGGAGAGAGUCAAGUUCACCUGCAUGGCCUGGACCCACGAUGGGAAGGGGAUGUUCUACAACUCAUACCCACAGCAGGACGGGAAGAGCGAUGGGACAGAGACUUCCACCAAUCUCCACCAGAAGCUCUGCUAUCACGUCUUGGGGACAGAUCAGUCUGAAGAUAUUUUGUGUGCUGAGUUCCCUGAUGAGCCCAAGUGGAUGGGGGGAGCCGAGCUGUCUGAUGAUGGUCGCUACGUCCUGCUGUCCAUCUGGGAGGGAUGUGAUCCGGUAAACCGACUGUGGUACUGUGACCUCCAGAAGGAAUCCAGCGGUAUCACUGGAAUCCUGAACUGGGUAAAACUGAUAGACAACUUUGAAGGAGAAUAUGACUACGUCACCAACGAGGGGACAGUGUUCACAUUCAAGACGAACCGCAAUUCUCCUAAUUAUCGUCUGAUCAACAUCGACUUCACGGACCCUGACGAGUCCAAGUGGAAAGUGCUUGUUCCAGAGCAUGAGAAAGAUGUCUUAGAGUGGGUGGCUUGCGUCAGGUCCAACUUCCUGGUCUUGUGCUACCUCCACGAUGUGAAGAACAUUCUGCAGCUCCACGACCUGACCACAGGUGCUCUCCUCAAGACUUUCCCACUGGACGUGGGCAGCGUGGUGGGCUACAGCGGGCGCAAAAAGGACUCCGAGAUCUUCUACCAGUUCACGUCCUUUCUGUCUCCAGGUGUCAUUUACCACUGUGAUCUUACCAAAGAGGAACUGGAACCCAUAGUUUUCCGAGAGGUGACGGUGAAGGGGAUCGAUGCUUCUGAUUACCAGACAAUCCAGGUUUUCUACCCUAGCAAGGAUGGCACAAAGAUUCCAAUGUUUAUUGUGCAUAAAAAAGGCAUAAAGUUGGAUGGCUCACAUCCUGCUUUCUUAUAUGGCUAUGGUGGCUUCAACAUCUCCAUCACACCCAACUACAGCGUUUCUAGGCUCAUUUUUGUGAGACACAUGGGCGGCGUCCUCGCAGUGGCUAACAUCAGAGGUGGCGGUGAAUAUGGAGAAACGUGGCAUAAAGGUGGUAUCUUGGCCAACAAACAAAACUGCUUUGAUGACUUCCAGUGUGCUGCUGAGUAUCUCAUCAAAGAAGGCUACACAUCCCCCAAGAGGCUUACCAUCAACGGAGGCUCCAAUGGAGGCCUCUUAGUAGCUGCUUGUGCGAAUCAGCGUCCAGACCUCUUCGGUUGUGUUAUUGCCCAGGUUGGAGUGAUGGACAUGUUAAAGUUCCAUAAGUUUACCAUUGGCCAUGCCUGGACCACCGACUAUGGGUGCUCGGACAGCAAACAACACUUUGAAUGGCUUCUCAAAUACUCACCGCUGCACAACGUGAAGCUUCCAGAGGCAGAUGACAUCCAGUACCCUUCCAUGCUUCUCCUCACUGCUGACCAUGACGACCGAGUGGUCCCGCUGCACUCCCUGAAGUUCAUCGCCACGCUUCAAUACAUUGUGGGCCGCAGCCGGAAGCAGAGCAACCCCUUGCUCAUCCACGUGGACACCAAGGCUGGCCACGGGGCCGGGAAACCCACCGCCAAAGUGAUAGAAGAAGUUUCAGAUAUGUUUGCGUUCAUAGCUCGGUGCCUGAACAUCGAGUGGAUUCAGUAAAUGGGAUUUCCACCUCCUCCCAACAGUCACAGAAAACCUCAAGGGCUGUCACACCAUCUUCACCAAGAAACCACUGGGCAGGGUGCUGCCCGCGUGAGCACCGUGCCUCGGCUCACAGACAGCAACCGAGCAGAACUGCCGUGGGGAUUUUAUCUUUUCUAGGCUUCUCCUUUGUAGCAAGCCCUUGAUGUUUUGUUUUUAUUUUUUUCCCUCUCUAUCAAGGCACAUAUUUUAAAAGGGGGCAAAGGGGGCAUGUGUGGAUAAGAAACUAAAUGACAGUGAACAUGAUGUGAAUAAUACUAGAUCCUUGGAUUGAGGAAGGGUCAUAGUUGGGCAUACUCAUAUAUAAUAACUCAAUGAAGUUGCUUCUCUAACCAUAACAUAUACCCUUAAAUACAUGGGAGACCUCAAGGGAGACUCCACUGCAUACUAAUAAAUGCUAUUUAAGAGUGGA